Molecule: messenger RNA, 1729 nt
Organism: Anolis carolinensis (green anole)
Lineage: Eukaryota; Metazoa; Chordata; Lepidosauria; Squamata; Anolidae
Gene: itgb1bp1
Product: integrin subunit beta 1 binding protein 1
Exons: 7
Coding region: 162-764 (200 amino acids)
Biological process (GO): negative regulation of focal adhesion assembly; negative regulation of substrate adhesion-dependent cell spreading
Cellular component (GO): lamellipodium; cytoskeleton; ruffle
Molecular function (GO): integrin binding
Source: RefSeq, a predicted model, not a curated record
UUAGAGAAGCCGAGGGGAGGGAACAAGGACCGGAAGUGGAACUCUGUGGUAGGGCACGAAGCCGGCGGGGUAACACUGUCUGUUUUCCGUGCCUUCCCGUUUGUGGAGAACUUCAAGGAGCGGCCUGCGAGGGAGGGAGCAAGGCGCUUGGGCUGCAAAAGAUGUUCAGGAAAGGCAAGAAGCGGCACAGCAGCAGCAGCUCCCAGAGCAGUGAGAUCAGCACUAAAAGCAAAUCAGUGGACUCCAGUCUUGGAGGACUUUCAAGAUCUAGCACUGUUGCUAGUCUAGAUACAGACUCUACAAAAAGUUCAGGUCAGAGCAAUAGCAAUUCAGAUACUUGUGCAGAAUUUAGAGUGAAAUAUGUUGGUGCCAUUGAGAAGUUAAAGCUUGAUGAAAGCAAGACUUUGGAGGGGCCGCUGGACUUAAUCAACUACAUAGAUGUGGCACAGCAAGAUGGAAAACUACCCUUUGUUCCAGGGGAAGAGGAAUUUGUUAUGGGAGUGUCCAAGUACGGCAUUAAGGUCACAACUUUGGACCAGUAUGAUGUUCUGCAUAGACAUGCACUUUACCUAAUUGUUCGUAUGGUCUGCUAUGACGACGGCCUUGGCGCAGGCAAGAGUUUGCUGGCUUUGAAAACAACUGAUACAAAGUAUGAAGAAUACAACCUUUGGAUAUACCAGUGUAAUAGUUUGGAACAAGCACAAGCCAUUUGUAAGAUGCUCUCUACAGCCUUUGACUCAGUUUUAACAUCUGAGAAGUCCUGAAUUUCAGUUAACUCCACUUCAUGCCGAGGAAGUGCUUCUUGCUGUGACUGCAGCAAUUGUCGGCCAAAGAAGCAUUUUGGUACAGAAGAACUGGAUUUUUAUUUUUAAAGAACUGCUUCAUCUCUUCAAAGAAGCUGCUGCUGUUUUUUGUAAAUGUUUGUUUUAAACUAUAUGGCCAAGGACCAAAUCAAGACUUAAUAAUAUAAGUUAACUUAUGUUAAUGAACCUGUACAGCAGGAGUGGGCAAAAUGCAACCUACAGGCAAUAUUGUGGCCCCUGCCCCCCCCCCUUCAAGGAUCAACCAUUUUUGUUGUUUUGUUUGUUGCAAAAAAAUUAACUAUUUCUCCAAAAGGUUCAAAGAUUAGUUCUAGAUAUUGCAGAAGGUGUUUCCACAGUAUCAAAGCAAUAUUUUGCAAAACAUCUUCCUCUCUCAAUAUGUCCCUAAAUGCCCUCCAGGGCUCUUCAUGGCCCAAAAACCUGCCUUUGUGUUCCAUAGAAGGCAUUUAGGGGCAAAAAAGAAUUGAGGGAAAACAUAAAUCCCUCUACAGCAGAGUUUUCCAAACUGUGUGUCAUGACACAUUAUGUCGGCUACAGUGUAUAGGUGUGUCACAUGAAUGUAAUUAAACCUUUGGGUCUACGUGAAAUAAACAACAAAUCCUGUGUGUGUGUGUGUGUGAGUGAAAGAUUUCAUGAGAUAUGUUGUGUCUCCAUACAUUCCAUUAUUACAAUUCAUGCAAGUUUUAUAAAAGUUUUACCUUUUAUAAGGGACUGGUUUACCCUAAUUUACUAGUAAGACGUAAUUAUUGUGUCAUGAAAUCAAGAAUGUGUAAAAAGGACAUUACUAACAUGAAAUGUCUGAAAGGCUCUGCUCUAAGGUUUCUUGGCGGGCAGAUGUGGCUCCUUAGUCUUCCCUGCUAUAGACUGAUGUUUUUUAUACGAAUUCUAAAUAAACUUUGCUUCUUUGA